Molecule: messenger RNA, 1431 nt
Organism: Symbiodinium sp. CCMP2592
Lineage: Eukaryota; Dinophyceae; Suessiales; Symbiodiniaceae
Source: the annotation of a GenBank genome assembly
AUGGGAGCCGCUUGCACGUUCUCCGCGGCCUCUUCGGAAGAUGAGUUGGACAUCGAAGAGGACCCUUGGUCAGUCAGCGAUUUAUCGAACAGUCUCCCAAUUGUGCAAUCUCCGCAGUCGUCCACUCCUUCGAUGAAGCCUCGUCCAAAGCAAAAGGUAGUCCGACCAGAGGCUUCGUUGCUACCCUUGCAGCCAUUGCAAGACCAGGCCUUUUGGUCUUCGAGAAGGCCAGUUGUUGUCUGCUCUCGUCGGGCGGUGCCGAGCAGGACCGACUUCGCUGGGCUUUGGUUUUGCUUCGAGACCGAGGGCGACAUGGACGCACUUCUGGUGUCGCUGGAGGUAAGUUGGGCAAAACGUUGCGCAGCUUCCGCGAUAAGCUACGGGGCAGGCUAUGUUAGCCGAAAAAUAACCCAGAGCGGUGACGACAUAGAAAUGGAGGUCAUUGGCACACCCAGCGAUUUCACGCAGCGAUUUCGUGUCGGUGCCGGCUGGCAGCGAGCAGCCGGGCCAGAUGGUGAUUGCUGGGUGCAUCCCAUUUGGCAAGGCAAAGCCUUGCGUGUUGACCAGAUGGAUGAAGACGGCGGAGCAGUGGUCAUCGGUCACCAGCUCUUGCCAUGGGGUCUUCUCAUAACGAUGUCGGCGCAUGGUAGUGCCGCAGCCGAUACCGGGCAUGGCGACCAGGCCGUGCUUCGCUUGUUUGGCUUACAGUACUUGCUUCGACGUGAGGUGUACGGUGUACUGGUGACACGCAUCAGCCGAACUGCGGCAGUCAUGGACUUCAUCAAGGGUCUGCACCAACGCUUUUGCUUGCAGGAGCUUGGGAUUGAUCUGGGCAGCAAAGCAGGGAAGGUGCUGGGUGGCCGAAUCUUAGAGGCCCUGACGACAGCAUACGGUAACAUGAUUUUCUCUUCUGGGUUUAUUCAUGGAGAUCCACAUCCUGGGAACAUCUUCGUGAUGGAAGGUGGAAGGGUUGCGCUGAUCGACUGUGGUCAGGUGUGCCAGCUCUACCGGGAGCAGCGGCUUCUGGUAGCAGAGGCGAUUCUAGCUGCAGCUGCCUAUGAUGGCAGUCGAAGCAUGAUCCAGACCUUAGCCAACUGCGUUCGCAACUUCGGAGUCACGUUUUUUCAAGGCCAAGAGGACGAAGAUGCUUGUGCAGCGAGCGUCGCCCUGUACUUGUUUGGCGACAAGGAUGUGGAGUUCCCGGGCGGAUAUUCCAAGGAGGAAUUCAGCGACAAGAGUCCUCUGCGUCAGCUGUGUUCUUUCCCAACGGAGCUGGUGCUUCUGGGAAGAGCGUUGCCCACUCAGAUCUGUUUGAUGUAUGUACUCACAGGUAUGUUGGUUGCUUCAGAGUUUUGUUGGGCAGUAGCGAUGCAGAAGACGGUUUUCCAUGAUCGCGGGACCAAUGCCCCUGCCCCACCCUCUCGCCUUUAA